AUGUUUUCACAGCUACAAUUACCUGAGGCUCCCAACGGCGACGAAUCGAAGAAACAAAAUUAUGCAAUGCGGUCUGCGCGUACCCUGUCCGAUUCGGAGCUGCGAAGGCACCCUGAGCAACAAUGGGGCUCUAAGAUGGAAAUUUUGUCUGUCCGACCAUGCGCGGAGUCUGAAUACUCACACCGAGCAGCUCUUUUCCUCCAUCCACAUCAUCGCAGAGGUCAAAUCAUGUCUGUGCCUUUGGACCUCUUGGAGAAAACCUCAAUCUCGAAUCCAGAGCUCCUAUGGAUAACCCAAUGUGCCUGUGUCGCGUCCUUGACAUUGGUGCUCUGGGAGAUGCUCAUUAAUCUGGGAGACGAGUCGAGUCUCAUCUGGCCAAGGUCUCACGGUUCUUACCUGACGAUCAUGGUCAAGUGGGCUUACCUAUUUUCUAGGUACUUUGCAAUCGCCGUUCAAAUAGCCAAUAUUAAUGUGAUCUUUACCUUCGCUCGGGCAGCCCCUGUUGCGGCCGAUACGUGUAAAAGCUUCUACAUCUAUCAAGGCUGUUCAGUGGAGGCUCUGCUACUCGCGUUUGACUUCGCUUUACUCGCUCGAGUACACGCACUCUAUGGUCAGAAAAAACGUUACACGAUUAUCGGGUUAGCUGCUAUUCUGGUGGAGCUCAUGACGAUGUUCAUAAGCGGCUUUUCCGCCAUUCCGAAUGUGCCGUACAAUCAGGAUUGCCUUGUGAUGAGUACUCCUACGAGUGUGGUAUAUUUCGUGCUCGGUGUCGGUUUCUCACAAUGCGUUAUUCUGGGGAUGACGUAUUACAAGAAGAUAGAGCUUGAGCGUGGAUCCGGAGGCGGAAGAAUACCUGUCUUGUGGAUUGUCGUUCGAGAUGGUGCUCUUGCUUUUACGGUUAUGGCCAGUCAGUCCUUCGAUUUUGCACUAACAGUGAGAGAUUGUGUUUGA
Messenger RNA from Serpula lacrymans var. lacrymans S7.9, 951 nucleotides. RefSeq lists its product as uncharacterized. The transcript has 6 exons. Lineage: Eukaryota; Fungi; Basidiomycota; Agaricomycetes; Boletales; Serpulaceae. The record is from RefSeq and is a predicted model, not a curated record. Bases 1 to 951 code for a protein of 316 amino acids.